Molecule: messenger RNA, 2601 nt
Organism: Symbiodinium sp. CCMP2592
Lineage: Eukaryota; Dinophyceae; Suessiales; Symbiodiniaceae
Source: the annotation of a GenBank genome assembly
AUGGAAGCGGUGCAAGUGGUGCAGGUGGAAAGUCAGUCGCAAACGGAGGAGGAAAGAGGUGUGAAACGGAAGGUGGAGGGCAACCAGGGUUGCCAGGCUGGGCUGAUUCACAAGGGAGUGCUACUGAAGGCUCCGGGAGAGGGGGUCCUCCAGCGCCUGCAGAUCAGCGACGCGGACGUGGAACUGCUACUGGACGUCGAGCAUUUCAUUCAGUUCCUCUUCUCUCCCAACGAGGCAUCGGGAGCAGCCCGGGGUAUCAGUCCCGAGCCAAAGAAGCUUCCCGACGAGGUCCUGAUCCGAGAUCGGGUGCCACACAAGACGCUUUCGGCAGGUAACUUCCCCAAGCUGGGUGACCUUCCACCAGAUUCGGACCUUGACGACGAUGAGUUUGAGAGACGCUCCUACCCAGCCUCCGUGGCAGAGACGGAGCCUGCAGUGGCGGACGCCCUGGAGGGUAGCAGCGAUGUGGAGGAGCUGGAAGAGCCGGCCAUGCUUGAGCGAAGAGGAGGAGUGUCUGCUCUGCCGACUGGUGCCUUCAAUGUGCGCUUUGCCAAUUGGACCAGCCCCUACUUCGAGAAAGAGAAAGCGCAUCAAGACUUUCUCUUCAAGUCCUUGUCGCACUGCCCUCUCUUCCAGGAGUUGGAGCACGACAUCCUCCGGGCGAUUGUCGACACCAUGGAAAUCGAAAAGUUCGAGCAAGGGGAUGCUAUUUACGAGAAGAACAACGUGGGCCGCAGCGGCUAUCUCCUCAUCUCUGGCGUUGCUACGGCAGAGACAGAUGCCGAAGACCCCUUCACCCUGCUCCGGCGUUCCUCCAAGAAGGAGGUCAACAUCUUCGAGGGCACCUUUUUCGGAGAGCACACCAUGCUUUUCGGCUUCCGCAGGCGUAUGACGGUGCGUGCAGUGCAGCCCACCGUGGUCGGAAAGCUUAAGCGGGACGUGUACUACAACGUUGUCACCCGCUCGGCAAUGCACGAGCGAAGCGUGCGUGAGAAGUAUCUCCGCACGGGCGUGCCAAUGUUCGAGACGUUCGAUGAUGAGCUUAUCGCUCGGAUCGCGGACAUCAUGGAGAAGCGGACCUUCAAGCGCGGGGAGGUCAUCGUAAAGCAGGGAGAUGUGGGUGCAGAGUUCUUCAUGGUCCUUCGUGGCCAAUGCGAGGCAAGCAUCCGCGUGGCCAAGGUUGGCUCAGAAGGCUUCGAUGAGCACGUCGUGCGCACGUACUCACAGGGCGAACGCUUCGGUGAGCUCGCUUUCAUCAACCGCACACCUAGGGCAGCUACCGUCACAGCGGCCACCCAAGUGCAGCUACUGAGCCUGGACAGGGACAACUUCGAGCGUGUCGUCGGUUCCCUGGACAUCAAGCAGAAGGAGAACUAUGCUUCGGAUCCCAGGAAGGCAUUGGCCGACUUCUACGGCAUCGGAGGCCUCAACGGUCCUCGUGGCGUUGACACCGAGAGCCCGGAGGGACAAUCUGCUUGGUUUGCAGUCUACCGACCCACCAGCCGGGAUGCGCUGGCAAAGAUGCUGAAUCAGACAGCCGUGGGCAAAGGCUUGAACGUGAAGGGGAAGUCCGCCAAGCGGAAUCAUCUCUCGGGCUUCGUGCCCUUCCUUCAGAUCAGUGAGGAGAGGCACAAGACGCGGCUUCAUCCUCCACCCGCGAACUCGCGGGCCACGAUCUAUUACCAGAACAAGGAGGCUCAACACCUGGCUCUGCUGCAGCUGGAGCGGGUGGAGAAGACCUUGCAGGAGCGAGGUGAGACCGCGCCUUUUCAUCCGAUCCGCAAGGACGAGUCCUACUCGACGGUCUUCGGAAUCAACCUCCCCGAAGAGGUCCUCCGAGAGGCUUACAUCCUGCAGCCGGAUAUUACCUUCCAGGCUGGCUGGGAAACCGGCCGAGCUUCGGAGCCGGCGUUUAUGGAGAUGAACCUCCACGCUGUUCGCAGCAACGGUCGCCCGAAGGUUGUCCUUUAUCAGUAUGACCUCACGAAUCCCAUGAACCCGCAUGGACUCCUCAUCGCCUAUGCGGAGUCCAUGGUGAAGCCCGUGGUUUCCGAUUUCGAUACCUUCACGGUUGGCAGCCGUGGCAUGCGAUACGAAAAAAUCGCUGCCGACCAGAGCGACCUCAUGGCUUGGACACUGGACAACACCAGGCGCAUCCUCGAGGAUCCAAAUGCCCUUUCCUGGAACUCGCGAUGGCUCGAAAUCCUGGAGAAGGCCGACGCAGAAGGUUUUCAUCCGUACAUUCCGGAGUUCGGCUUCGGUGAUCCCACAUCCUAUCGACUAAUUACGGAGGUGAUUGAAGCAACAAAGUUCAGCGGCGCCGUCCGUCAUGGGGCCGAGUGCUUCAAUUUCUACUUCCCCCAGGAGUUGGAUUCGGAGUAUCUCAUUAUCUGGGAUGGCUUCGAUGGCAAGCCUUGGGCAUAUCGUGAUGCUUCAGGCCUGCGAGAGUUUCUGCUGGAACGCAUCACCGAAGGGUACAGCUUCCCGAUGAAUCCGGUUUGGCCCAUCCGGGAUGAGGGCUGGUUUGACGUUUACGACGCGCUGCGAAAAAGUCCGCAUGCGCGGCUGGCCAGCAGAGGGAUUAGGGUUUAUAGUGUUUAG